This is a messenger RNA of Folsomia candida, 1261 nucleotides long. RefSeq names its product ribosome production factor 1. Gene Ontology annotation, cellular component: nucleolus; preribosome, large subunit precursor. The coding region runs from base 103 to 1176 and encodes 357 amino acids. NCBI's taxonomy places the organism in Eukaryota, Metazoa, Arthropoda, Collembola, Entomobryomorpha, Isotomidae. The record is from RefSeq and is a predicted model, not a curated record. Gene Ontology annotation, biological process: maturation of 5.8S rRNA; maturation of LSU-rRNA. Gene Ontology annotation, molecular function: rRNA primary transcript binding. The transcript is spliced from 7 exons.
CGGCAGUCUCAACUUUUACCACAACGUGCCCAGCAGCAGCACAUCUCAUCUUCAUCAUUUGCGACACAUAAUAAUAUUGGUUUGGUAUUAUAAUUCGACGACAUGAGUGACUCUGAUUCUGAGUUGGAGUACGAGGAGGUGGGCGACGAGGGGGAGGAGGAGGAAGAGGAAGAAGAAGAGAAACCAAAGGUGGCGACGAUUAUAAAGGGGAAGCGCGUCCUCUCGGCUCCUGUAUCUGCCGCCCCCACGAAAGAAGACUAUCUCGGCCUCAUGGCGAAAGCCAACAAGGAGCCGAAUCGGUUCAAGAAACGGAUGGAUAUUGCAAGGGCUAAGAAAAUGAAGCAAAAGGCGAAAAAGGCAGAGCAGAAGAGGAAGAGGGAGGAGGCUGAAGCUUUGGGCGAAGAUGCUCCACCAAAACAGGUUCCAAAUACACUCGAGUCACUUCGAGAACCAGAUCCAACUGAAAUUUCGGGGGAAAUGUAUGAGAUGGUUGACAUUUUUCAUGACGAAUUUGCUCCGUACUUUGACCAGUCGUAUUUUCCAAAAAUUGUCAUCACCUCUUCACAGAAUCCGAACCUGAAAACGCGACUUUUUAUGAAGGAAUUGGAAAGAGUUAUUCCAAACUCGGAAGUUUUUCUCCGCAGAAACUCGACAAUUAAGAAAAUGGUUAAACAAUGCAAAGAAAAGGGAUAUACGGACAUUAUUGUUAUCAACGAGCAUCAAAAAGAGCCUGGUAGUCUACUUCUCUGCCACCUCCCAGAAGGUCCAACUUUCUUCUUUAAACUCAGUAACGUCAAGCUUACAAAGCACAUUAAGAGGGACUGGAAAGAAAUUACGAGCCACCGCCCAGAGGUUAUUACUACAAAUUUUAAAACCAGAGCAGGAGUCAUGAUUGGUCGAAUGUUUUGCUCCUUGUUCCAUCAAGUACCUCAAUUUACUGGACGACGUGUCGUAACUUUCCACAAUCAACGAGAUUACAUCUUUUUCCGGCAUCACCGUUAUGAGUUUAAGAAAAAUGGAGAGAAGGCAGCUUUACGCGAACUCGGGCCAAGAUUCACCCUCAAACUGAAAAGUAUUCAGAAAGGGACGUUUGAUUCGAAAACAGGAGAAUACGAAUGGAUCAUCACCAACAAGCGUCACAAGAUGGAAUCCAGUCGUAGACGGUUCCAUUUAUAGUAGCGUUUCCACAUUGCAAUUUGUUACUUUCCUCCGCAUUCGAUUCUUAUCAAUUUCAAUUAAUAAAUUGUUAUUAAACUAGCGA